Molecule: messenger RNA, 372 nt
Organism: Giardia duodenalis
Lineage: Eukaryota; Fornicata; Diplomonadida; Hexamitidae
Product: Ribosomal protein L35a
Exons: 1
Coding region: 1-372 (123 amino acids)
Biological process (GO): cytoplasmic translation; ribosomal large subunit biogenesis
Cellular component (GO): ribosome; cytosolic large ribosomal subunit
Molecular function (GO): structural constituent of ribosome
Source: RefSeq, a predicted model, not a curated record
AUGGAGGAGAUCAAGGGCAAGACAUUUUUGCCGGCGAUAUUUGUCGGGUACCAGCGAAGUAGGGCCAAGCAGCGCGAAAAUGUCGCUCUUGUCAAGGUCAGUGGGAUCUAUACACGCGCAGAGACAGACAAGGUGCUCGGGAGACUCAUUGCAAUAAUCCACUCCAAGAGCGGCAAGCCCAUUUUCGGCAAAAUCUGCCGCCCGCACGGCAACUCCGGCAUGGUCCGUGCGCGCUUCUACACAAACCUCCCGGGCCAGCUUAUGGGCCACAAGGUGCGUGUUUUCUAUGACAAUAUCGACGUGGGCGACCGCGCAACACCGAAGUACGAGCGCUUGUACGGGAACCCCAACGCGACGGUAACCUACGAGUAA